This is a messenger RNA of Camelus dromedarius (Arabian camel), 3633 nucleotides long. It is a transcript of the gene HEXD, whose product is annotated as hexosaminidase D. Lineage: Eukaryota; Metazoa; Chordata; Mammalia; Artiodactyla; Camelidae. Gene Ontology annotation, molecular function: hexosaminidase activity. Gene Ontology annotation, biological process: carbohydrate metabolic process. Bases 2200 to 3573 code for a protein of 457 amino acids. The record is from RefSeq and is a predicted model, not a curated record. The transcript is spliced from 12 exons.
CAGAAAAAUAAAUAAUGAAUCAAGGAUUUUGUAUCCAGCCAAACUGAUCUCUAGGUAUAAAGGCCACAGACCAACUAUUACAAACAUCCAAGAACCAAGCGAGCUUUCUGGGGAAUAAGCUUCAGCUGCAGCAUCAGGACAGGCGAAAUCAAGUGACUGCAGGGAGGAAGUCCUGUCAGGAGCUCCAGCUGGAGACACAGGAGGGGCGACGGCACUGGACGGUCUGGUCUCCACCUGGAGACCACAGAGAGGGAGUCCUGUAAAGAAUUCCAGCCGGAGACAUAGGAGGGGUGACGGCACUGGACAGUCUCCACCUGGCGACUGCGGAGAGGGAGUCCUGUCAGGAGUUCCUGCCAGAGACACAGAAGGGGUGAUGGUGCUGGACAGUCUCCACCUGGCGACUGCGAAGAGGAAGUCCUAUAAAGAAUUCCAGCCAGAGAUACAGAAGAGGUGACGGCACUGGACAGUCUCUACCUGGCAACUGCAGAGAGGGAGUCCUGUAAAGAAUUCCAGCCAGAGAUACAGAAGGGGUGACGGCACUGGACAGUCUCCACCUGGCGACUCUUUGGUGCUGGCUGGGUAACAGUGGUCAGCGGUUGUAAAACCACUAGGGUCCAGGGUGGAUCUGACUGAGGCCCCCUGAACCCACUGGUCAGCCCAACAUCACUCCAGUGGGACAGCCAGACUUGAGUCUUCUAGAACCACCUGUGAGAUAAUGCCAAAAAAGGAAGCCAGAUCCUUAGCACGCCUCCAUCUCUGACCGCCUGCGUGCACAGGAACGGCAGGCACACGGAGGGCUGUCCUGAGAAUACUGCCCAGCAAAGCCACAGUUUGGGAACCUGUACAAAACAGAUCGCUUGGAUUUAUCAACAAACAUGUUGGGAAAAAAAAAAAGCACAGGGGUUGUUGAAAAUCAAAAGACCCUUAAAAAGAUCCAUUCCAAAAAAUGCAGCUUUGGACCUUGUCUGGAUCAGGUUCAAACAAGCCACCUGUGGAAAGAUUCCAGUGACAGGAAGAUCUGGACCUGAGUGGCACCAGGGAAUUACUUGUCCGGGUGUCAGAGUGCUGUUGUGGUCAUGCCCUGUUUUGAUAAGUGCUCAUCAGAGAUAAACAGGUGAUCCUUGAACAACGUGGAAGUUAGGGGCUCUGACCCUCCACGCAGUCGAAAUUGCCUGCAACCUGGAGCUGGUCCUCCGUAGCACGGUUUGUCCACGUCCACUGUUCCGCAGCCACGGAUCCAACCAGCCGUGGACUGUGCAGCACUGUAGUGCCUGUUCAGUGACAGAAGUCCGCGUAUGGGUGGACUCGUGAAGUUCAAACUUGUGUUGUUCAAGGGCCAACUGUGUACUGAACUGUUCAUAGGUGAAAAAACACACUGUCUGGGAUUUGCUUUAAAAUGUUCCAUUCACAGAGGAAAAGUGGAAAUUACGUGAAAUGAAAUUGGCACAGUGUUGAACCUGAAUGCUGGAGGCGUGAGGGCUCGUGGCAUAACACUCUUGCAUUUGUGCGUUCGUACAGCUCUGUGAUAAAAACCUCCUCCGCCCCAGUCCAGUGCCUGGAUGCAGGGGAGGGACGUGUAUCGGUGACUCUCGGGCAGCUGGGACUCCCAGGUCCCUCAGGCUGAGCUUAGCAGCCUCUCAACCACCCAUAGCACAAGCCCGCCUACAACAAACGUCAAGGAGGCCACCCCGUGGGCAGAUGGCCCAGCGGCUGCGAGGCAAACAGAAGCAGAAACGCUGAGAAAAUGUGAAAAUGCUGUAACCGGCGUGUCUCAUCUGUGCACAUGUCCAGCCUGCGUCAGUGACUCCUUCCACGCUCCGUCCUUCUUGUAGUUUGCAGUCGGUAGUUUGCUCACCCAUUUCGUGAAUUGCCAGCUGAUCUCCCUGUUCUCCCAGCGUGGUUCAGAACGUCCUGCGUUCUUGGGGAGAGAAAGCUGAGACGGGGCAAAAUCAACAAGGGCGCUGCGGUCGUGCCAAGUCUGCCGCCGCCCUUGUCUGGAGGUGGCUGUGCUGUUCUAGGUGCCUGCCGGGCAUCCCCUCCCACAGCGCCACCCUGAACUUGGCGCCAACCUCAGGGCUGUGCGCAGGAGUGUGAACUAGUUCUGAAAACCCUGGAGGACAGGAAGUAAAGGCAGCGAGAGAGAUUUUCCCCCUGUUCCGGGCCCUGGGUGCAGACGGUCUCCUCAUCGAAUAUGAAGACAUGUUUCCCUACGAGGGCCCCCUGAGGUUGCUGCGGGCCGAGCAUGCGUACAGCCCCUCGGAAAUCAGAGAGAUCCUGCGCCUGGCCGCACUGAACGAGCUGGAGGUCGUCCCCUUGGUGCAGACGUUCGGACACAUGGAGUUUGUGCUGAAGCACGAGGCUCUGGCUCACCUCCGCGAAGUGGCCCUCUUCCCCAACACCCUGAACCCCCACAAGGCCGAGUCCCUGGCACUGGUCGGGGCCAUGAUCGACCAGGUGAUGGGGCUGCACCCGGGCGCGCGGUGGCUCCACAUUGGCUGUGACGAGGUCUACUACCUUGGCGAGGGGGAGACCUCGAGGCGCUGGCUGCAGCAGGAGCCCAACACCAAAGCGGAGCUGUGUCUGUCCCACAUGGAGGCGGUGGCUGGCCAUGUGCUGGCCCAGCACCCCACCACAACGCCCCUGGUGUGGGACGACAUGCUACGGGACAUCCCUGAGGACCAGCUCUCAGCAUCCAGGGUGCCGCAGCUGGUGGAGCCCGUGCUCUGGGACUACGGUGCCGACCUGGACGUCCAUGGCAAGGCCCUCCUCGUGGAGAAGUACCAGAGGAGCGGCUUUUCACAGCUGUGGGCCGCCAGCGCCUUCAAGGGGGCCACGGGGGCCAGCCAGGCCCUGACCCCAAUCGAGCACCACCUCCAGAACCACAUGCAGUGGCUGCAGGUGGCGGGUGGCGUGCCGGCGGGCUCGCUGAGGGGCAUCGUCCUGACCGGCUGGCAGAGGUACGACCACUUCUCCGUGCUGUGUGAGCUGCUGCCCGUGGGCAUCCCGUCCCUGGCUGUCUGUCUGCAGGCACUCCUACAUGGAGGCUUUGCUGAAAACGUUAAAACCAGAGUGGAGAAGCUUCUCGGGAUCCCAAGCCUGGAGAUGACGGAUUUUGCGAGCGAGGGGGCCGGCUCUUUCCCGGGCAGCGACAUCCUGGCCCUCGUCACCCAAGUCAGCCUGCACCUGCGCGACUCCGUGGAUGCGCUGCUGGAGAGGGACAGGUACGUGACGGGCUGGUUCAGCCCCUACCAUCGCAGGCGGAAGCUCAUCCACCCCGUCGUGAUCCAGCACAUCCAGCCGCAGGCACUCAGUCUCCUGACCAGGUGGAGUGCCCUCCGGGAGGAGCUGGAGGCCGCCCUGCAGCGUGUCUUCUACCCGGACACGGUGGAGGAAUGGCUGGAGGAGAACAUGCAGCCCAGCCUGCGGCGGCUGCAGACUCUGCUGGAGGACCUUGGUGAGGCAGCCAGCCCGGGCGGGACGCAGGCCAGGCCCCCUGCGGGAAGUGCCGAGCCUGGGCUGGCGGCCUCCCUGCCCUCGUCCAGCUGCCCCCAGCCCAGCACGCACUCCUGCUGACCAGUGGCCCUGGGAAGAAAACAGCUUGGGGGAAAAGGCACACCAGGCCUGUUUUGUGGU